Molecule: messenger RNA, 562 nt
Organism: Aureobasidium pullulans EXF-150
Lineage: Eukaryota; Fungi; Ascomycota; Dothideomycetes; Dothideales; Saccotheciaceae
Exons: 1
Coding region: 231-521 (96 amino acids)
Source: RefSeq, a predicted model, not a curated record
AGGGGUUCGCGGUGUGCUGCAGCGCACUUCGAGCCUUUCUAACCUACCCACUUGCCCCUUCCCUUCUCACUGGCAAGAGUCCUGCACACUCAUGGCGUCAAACAUAAUGAGCGCUCUUUAGUAAUGACUCCGCCAAAACAUCUUUCCCUUCUUCAUCUUGGGCCGUAAUAGGAUCAGUUGUCGUUCCCUCAGCGGCUGGUCCGAAAGGGACCCUUUUUCUCUUUUCCUUGAUGGUGGCGCCUUUUUUUUUCGUUGGUGUACUGGCUGUAAUGGCUGGGCACUGGAGAAGAAUGGAGAUUGUAUGCGGUUGCAGCCUGCUGUGUUACUGGCUGUCAUCGUCGUCGCUUUCGUCGCUUCCGUCGCUUUCGUCGCUUUCGUCGCUUGUCAGGAUAUCGACCAAUCCUAAGUGUGGACUUCACGGACGCAAGUUUGUGUCCGCUCUCCACAAUACCUGUGUGACAUUGCAAGGGAUCAUGACUGUUUUGUCCACGGUGUCGUCGCCAGGCGUGACUGUCCCAUAAUGCGCGCAGAUCAUGGUAUCGCAACAUAUUUUCCCGACGUC